ACAAUUUCAAAAAAAAAAAAUGACGAUACCUCUCCUCUUCUUCUCCGCCCUUACCCUCCUCGUUUCUCUCUCCUCCCAAACGGCCGACCCGAAACCCCCAAACCCGACCCGAAGCCCAUCGCCGGCCCACACCGAACUCACCCGCUUCGGCUUCCCGAUCGGGCUCCUCCCUUCCCCGGUGGAAAACUACACCGUCAACCCCCUCACCGGCGACUUCGUCGUCGACCUCGGCGACGCGUGCAAGAUCACGCUCCCGCCGGACAACUACCUCGCCACGUAUUCCAAGAGAGUCACCGGCAAAAUCAACCACGGCCGGAUCGCCGAGAUCAACGGCAUCAGCGUCCGCGCUUUCUACCAGUGGUGGUCCAUCACCGGAAUCAGGUCCAGCGGCGAGAAUCUGGUGUUUGAGGUCGGCAUGGUGACGGCGAAGUAUCCGUCUAAGAACUUCGUUGACAGUCCGGCCUGUGAGGGCCGCCGCCGCCACUCCGCUUCUUAACAGGUUCUACUUUGCUCCAGUCUCCAUCAAUUAGAUUAUGCAAGAUGUCCGGUUGUCAAUCCGGAUACUAAUGCUACUUCAAGGUUGAGGAUUUCAGAAUCGGCAUCCUUCUUCUGUCCUUGUAUCUUAUAUGUAUAAAUUUUUCACCACUCUUUAGUGUUGUUACUCUGGUGAUUAACAAAUGUAUGACCGUAACUAGCUGUUCACAAUAACUAGCUGUUCACAAUGAAACCAUUUGAAAUAUCAAGUUUAUGCAUUAUCAAUCUUAUUAGAGCUUGUUCAUGCUCAAAUUCGCCG
Molecule: messenger RNA, 793 nt
Organism: Fragaria vesca subsp. vesca
Lineage: Eukaryota; Viridiplantae; Streptophyta; Magnoliopsida; Rosales; Rosaceae
Exons: 2
Coding region: 20-496 (158 amino acids)
Source: RefSeq, a predicted model, not a curated record